AUGACAUAUCACGGCCUGCUAGCGCUCUACCAGCUGGAGAAGGAAUUGACCGCUGGAGAGUGUUUUCCAAUCAAACGCAUCCAAUGGACAUGGGUUAUCCUUCACUCCUUGAGCCUCAGCUCCACGAUGGACACAAUGGACAUGAUAUUUGCCAUUGUGUGUGGACUGGUGCUCUACCUUCUGUUACUUCCCUUCAUUGAUAGUCAUCUGUCUCUACCACCUACCAAUCAUCUCUUUCUCUCUCAGCCUCAAAGGCAGAUGACUUGGCAGAGUCGGUACAGGAAAAAGUUUGGGACUCGUUCUAGGAAAGAUCUCAAAGCUUGGAGAGAAAGCCUGGAAAAGCUGAAAGAAAAAGAAAAAGAUGAAUCAUUUCUAGAAGAAAUUAGCCCAGGAUACCAUUUGAAUUAUUUAGGGAACAUGUUUAAGUCACCAAGUACUAAGCAAGACAGAACUAUCCUGCCACCCUUCUGGAACCUGAAAGAAAAAUCAGAACAGCAGAUGACCACUCAGAAACUAUCAUAUCCCACCAUCUUGGGGGACAAUUUUCAAGAGAAAUACAACCAGCUCUUUUGGGGUCUCCCUUCUCUGCACAGUGAAUCUCUAGUGGCCACUGCCUGGAUCCCUCAGGCUUCUUCUACUCUCCCUUCUCCCUUUUUCUUAUUCAAUGUCAUCUCAACUGCUUAUCCAGUUCAAAUGCGGGAUAAGAUGUCUCCAGUGCAUUCCUGUACACGUCCUCUGUCCUACCUGGACCUCCAAUCUCCACCCUUAAUUUUGUCUCCACCCCAAUUCCAGGCCCCAGCUCCAAAUCAAGUCCAUCCUCAGUCCCCUCUCCCAGCCCAACUACCCUCUUCUCUACCCUACACAAGUGAUUAUGGAGAUUAUGGACCAUCUUGUUCUCAGUCACAAAGUCAAUCACAGUGUCUCCCUACUGAAAUACAACACAUAGAAGGGCACUCGCUAACAAAACUAGAAAGUAGGCUGCCUUUACCCUUGAUGGUCCAGAGACCUCAAGAAGUCUAUGAUGUCUUGGCCCCCCCCAAUCUUUCCCAAGACUGGGCAGUCUCUAUCCUUCCUGACAAUUUUCCUAUCAGCUGUGAGCUCCGAGAGAAACUGGAGCAACACAUUCAAAAGUGGCUCAUUCAACACCAAUGGGACCUUUCUCGUAAGAUCCAAGAGUCUCUGGAAGUGAUGCAGCUUCAGAACACAGUAACAGGACCUUGUCAAACCAGAGACAAACCAGGCCCCUCACGAUCCUCUGUGUCUAUGGGCAACCAUAGCAAGGAUGACCACAAGGUGAGAUUCCAAAUAAAAAAGGAAUCUGGAAAAAAUUUGGGACCAAUUCUUGGAAACAUCUCAAAAAAUCCAAACAGGUACUUGGAAAAAGCUCCAGUAACAUUACAAGGGGCAAAUCUUUUGAACACCCUGAAAGAUCAUGUGGGCACAAAGUCAGAGCAAAUCAAUCAAGGUCUAAUCCCUCUGAGUGUGCGUCGAUCCUGGCUUGCUUUGAACGAUGGUUUUUACAUGUCUGAUAUCCAAAUGGAAACUAAGAAAUUAGCAUCCUCUAAGAUAUCAGAAAAAUCUGUGAACUCUUCACAGAAGCUUGCCUUUCUUGAUCCAGGCACUCACCAGGCCCUGGAGGAACAUAUUGUAAGGUUUUGGGUGAAGCACAGGUGGGGUCUACCCCUCAAGAUGCUCAAGCCUGUGAAUCUUUUUAAGUUUAAAAAAGUUGAGUCCUUGUCUGUUGCACUGUGUGACUUGCCCUCCUCAACCACCUCUGUAUCUGGGACCAGUUCAGCAGUUGAGGUAGUCGGGUUCCUAGGAAAACCAUGCCAGACAUGUUUGAGAGAGGUGGUAAUUGAGGAUUCUUCUCCAUCACUAGGGAGUCUUCUCCUUGUUGCCUCUCCUUCCUGUAAGGGUAUCAAGAGAACCCUGAGAGCAUUUCCAUCUGGUGCUGACCAUGAGCCUUCACAGGUCCUGCCAACCAAAUCAGAGAGCAAGCAUCAUUCUGAAACUCUCAAACAUAAAGUCAUGGAUACACCAUCUCAGAGUGGGACUGUCUUAGAGAAAGAGAGAGAGACCCAAGUAGUCCUUUUACUGCCUAGAAGAACCAGUGUCCAAAACCCAGGGGCACAUAGUCACCAGGCAAAAACAGUUAGCGAGUUUCCACAAAGUGUGGAGACACAAUCAGCCAGCCAGCCACAGGUCUAUACCAGAGCUGUGCUCCUUCCUGAACAUCCCAGGAGCACACUGCUAACUGCAGACACUUUGGCUUCCCUUGGGUUAGGUGACAUUGUGAUGGUAGGAGGGGACAAUAGCCUGGUGCAGCAGAAGUCCAGUACUCCAAACCAUCAAGUCUCACCGAAGAGCCAAAUCAAAGUGUUGGCACCUCCUUACCAAGGUGAGGAAACUAAAAGACCAAGUAAAGGAAAUUAUGAAGGGCCCAAGCUCACCAGAGUCAAGGAGAAGGAAGAUAAAUUUAUAAGAAAGCAUCAGCCCCUUCCAAAACCCACACAGGUUCCUCCAGAAAGCCCCUUCCAAAAACUUGUGAGCCGCUUUCUUCGGUGGAUUCACCCCAAGAAAGCAAUAAAAGGGCAGGAAUCUCCUCCUAAGAAAGGUAAGCCUACAGCAGCUACUGUCCAGAGUCCACGAAACCAAGUAAAGAAACCACGCGUGGACAGCAAUGUUGCUGAGGCCCAGGAACUUACAACAGCCAUUGGACAAAUGCUAGAAAAAAAAAUGAUACAGCAACGUAAACAAUGUGCUUCCAAGUUAAAACAGCACCGGGAAAUGCCUCCACCCCCUGCCCCUCAGUCUUCCUAUGGCCAUAAGCCAGUCUCUGGCUCAGAGCAAAGAAGAGCACCCAGCCACCCAGCCAAUUCCUCCUACCAAAGGUAUUCUACAAAGGAGAGGUACAUCAAAAGCCAACCAUCUCAGAAAAAUGUACCAUUUAGUAAUGAACCACAGACCCUUCAGAAUACCAGCCCCUUGCCCCAUAAUACAACUUUGAACCUAGUAAGUUCCUCUCAGAAUGGAACAAUAAUGCCAACUGUUUCAAGUUACCAUCUCUGCUGUCCUAGGCACUGUGCUGUCCGGAGAAGUAUCUAUAGCCAACUAGAAAAUUCCUCUCUAGUUUUCACUAGUAGAAAAGCAUAA
Molecule: messenger RNA, 3153 nt
Organism: Alexandromys fortis (reed vole)
Lineage: Eukaryota; Metazoa; Chordata; Mammalia; Rodentia; Cricetidae
Product: spermatogenesis-associated protein 31-like
Exons: 5
Coding region: 1-3153 (1050 amino acids)
Source: RefSeq, a predicted model, not a curated record